AUGGUUCAUCAAGUCAAGGUGUCAGAACAACGUCUUCCACGACUCUUGGCCGGACAUCAGAACUCAAUCUUUGAAAAGAUAGUAAGAAAAAUAUAUUCCUCGGUGACAAAUAAUGGAGAUUGUACAAACAGGGAAAUUGUGCAACUGAGACAUGACAUGCACAAUUUGAAAUUGGACUUUCCAGAUGCCCAGUUAUCAGUGCUGAAAGAGGUAGUUGAACAAUUACAUGUUCUUGACAGCUCGCUUAAAGCCAGUUGCAGCAAUUCUCUGAUCCACAGAUACGUGAAAGACUUUGAGUACUCCUUAUUCAAAUAUUGGGGCAUAGAGAAACAGCCAGAUAUGACGGACCUCUUUGUCCAACCAAUUGUGAAAUCCGCGCUUUUCCAUGAUCUCGACGAAAAUUUGUGGGGCAACAUUGAGGAUCUUCUAGCGGCUCUAACUGGUACAUCUAAUGCACCUGUCUCACCUGAGAAACUAGCUAAGAUCAGCAUGUUCAUUAAAAGGUUCUAUAGAAGGACGAUAAUAAAUACUCCUAAUAAUUAUGAGAUUAACAAUAUUGGAUUGAGGCUUGCCAGUUUGAUAACGGGUGCAUUCAGUAUACCGCACGUGGUGGUUAACCAAUUUAGGAGUACAAUCGUGAAAGGAUUGAUCCUGGUUAGGGAUGUGCAUCACGGAAAGAGGGAGGUUCAAAAUGUAGUGCUUUCAGUUAAUAGUAUUAUAGCUGACAUAUCGAAAGUAUUGCAAAAUUCACCAGUUUUGCAAGCACCUACCCACCCACUGGUUUCAAAAAUAAAAAUCACGAUUGUGAAGAGUAUCGUUCGCUAUGCCACAGAAAUACAGGAAUACCGAAAUACAGUAUGCAGGUAUGUGGAAGAGCUAAAGAAGCAACAAAGAGUUGCCGAAAUAUCGUUAGAACAAUUGGAAGUGCUUUUGUACCGUCUACCACAAAUAGUAAAGGAAAUGACCAAAUGUUCAGAGAUCCUGCCAUACAACUCACAUACAUAUUUGCAACGCCUGCUUAUAACUUUGGCUGGUAGAGACGUGCCGGUUGAUUUGUCCUACAGAUUAAUCAAUAUGGUCAGACAACUCAGAAACCAAAGAUGUGAAAAUGAUGUUCCCUUACCAGAAUCACUAGCCCGCAUAGAAGCUUCCCUGUCAGGCAAAGUAUACAAAAAACGCCAACUAAAGAUAGCAAUAAGGAAGAUCUUCACCCAGGUUGCCUUCGCUAACUCUGUGAACUCUCGUUUGAACAAACAUCUGCUCUACACUAUUCAGCACUUAUUGGGAGUUCUCCAGCCACAUGUAAUCACCGAUGACGUGACAGCUGGUAGUUUGGUGUCUGCUGUAAGGGAUUGGGUUUCAGGUUUGAUACAAGCUGUCAACCAACCGAGAAAUAUAGACCAACUGAGGCACAUUGUUGCCAGAAUGUGUUUGAUGUUCACGAAUGUAUUACGACCACACCAAAGGGAACCACUGCCAGAGCUAAACAGUCGGUUCUUCGUACUCAGCAAGGCGAUUGUGAGAUGGUUCCAGGAAUCGUCACCUAGACCACUGGGAGAAUACACCAGAGAAAUCAUUUCAGGUAUCGUUCAGGUUCUGAAGCCUUUGAAUAAUAACGUGGACGAGUCGCAUCUAUCCGCAGUCCUAAAUAUAAUGGUGAUUCAUCUGCAAGGCUAUGCUGUGAACAAGGAUGACACACUGAAUAAUCCUAGCGUAUACUUAACCAAUUGGUUACUGGAACUACUGGGCAAGGAAGUUGUGCCAAAUCAAAAGCAACAGAUCAUUUAUCGUACAAAAAUUGUACUUGCCACGUUGCGAAACCAAUGCUCUUGCGUCACUAGACGUCCUACAGUCAAAAUUCAACCUCUAACUCAAGACUACAUCAAGUUCCUUCAGGUAACAUUAAACAUAAAGAUUGAGUAUGAGAUCCAAAACAUGCUCCAGCAGAUACUACUGAAGCUGGCUUUGACGGUAGAGAGCACAGUGAUGAAACCAAGCGUGCAAUCUUUACCAGCUCCAUACGAGUACCUCAGACCGGGGUAUGUAGACACUUGCAGUAAUCGUGCGCCAUCAGUUUGGGUUCCAGCUGGUGAACACAGCUUAAGCCAAUUGUGGGACCUCAACCUGAUCACAGCUCUGGAUAACGUGAAGAAAGGCAUUUUGCUGUUCCUCGACGACUACAGUGGCCUUGAUCUGACGAGAAAUAUCAGGAAGUUCUAGAUACCAGCCUCUCAGCUAUUAGCAACGAUGCCAUCAGUCAUUCAGAAAGGUUGUCCUUCUCCAUAAAGCUGGUGCUUAGGAUCAACAACGGUGUUGUGGUUCCUGGCAAUAGUGACACGCUCAAGAAAGUUAGAGAAAUCGUUGAUUUGUCCGAUUUGCUGUCAGGUAUAAGAAUUUCUGGAGUUUACCACAGAGAACCACAAAGAGUCUCUCUGAUCAUCAAGAAACUGCUGAUAAAGAUAUCAGGGCUGUAUGGUUGCGCGCCGUCUUCACAAUUCACCCAGACUUUCCAGCAGCUCAUUCUAUACGUGCUAAGGACAAGAACUGCACCUGAUAUCUCAGUCCUGCAUCGCCAUAUUGUACAAGUAUCUCAAGCUGCACAUAUUCACUGGGGACACGUAGUCAUUCCAGCUAAGCGAGUUUCUCUAGACAUUGGUCUGAGAAACCUAUUGGUGAAUGUAGUAAGAAGAAUUGUCGUCCAAGAAAUACAAGUGAACACCUGGGAACCUUGCUUUGAGCAGCUCAAGCCUCUUGUGCGUGCAAUUUCAACAAAAGCUAACCCUAACACACUUGUAGAGCUACUGAAGCAAGUUGUGGCUCCAGUUCAUAGCAGCUUCCAAUGCAGCUCAAUAAGUCAAACAUCGGUAUCUAGAAGUGUCGCAAGCCUGCUACAUGUCCUUGGUGGCUCAUCUUAUCAGGUCGAUGUAAGACAAUAUUUAGCAUUUGAUUAUUUGGUGAACAACGUGAGGGAGAUAGCGUGCAUGAAGAACAGACCACAAAAUAAGCCUGACUACAUAGUGAAUGAUUUUGGGAGGUACCUGCAAAGGAUGGGACUGCCACAAGACAUCGUCAGGACACAUUUACACCGACUAUUCUCGGUUAUGAUCGAAAACCUGCACUCAAACACAGAUGUGUUCCUCUCGAACGUAAGACCAGUCAUACCAGCUUUAGUGCAGGGUAUAUUCAAAAGUCUGCGCGUUACAGUUCAACAAGUCGAGUCACAACGCUUGACGAAACUGUACGAAAAUUUGCUGGUGUCCAUUAAGCACAAGGUGUUCCAAGAGAGACAAGUCCAGACUAUUGUAAAGAUCGUAAGCUCAUUAGUACGACAUCCAAAUAAUGAUCACUUGCAUUACGGAUUGAGCAUCGCUUUCUACCAUCUCACUAGGUCCAUCACCGAAGAUAAUGGUUACACAAAACAUCCUAGGGUGGUACAAUUCUUACAAAACGUGAGAGUAGCGCUGACUAUAUUUGCAGUGAACCGCGUCUCAUUGAAACCAUCUCGAAUCCUUAUCGGUAGCAGAAUGCCGCCAGAACAGUAUCCAACCCUCAACACAGCUCUGUUUAUACUGGCCAGGUCUCUACAGGCCCACCAGCCUCAUCAAUCAGACGGUCCUCUAUUCGAUGCGCUGCUGCAGGUGAUUCGUGAAACCAAGACGACGUCGGUACCUUCGGAAUUGAUCCUACCUUUACAUCAAAUCAAGAAAGAAACUGUGGACUUCCAAGCUCAGCUGAUACGUACUCACGUUUCCUCUACACUACACCACUCAGUGAUGAUGAAGACUGUUGGCGUUAUUGAUGAGUUCAUUAACAAAUUGGAGACCCACUUUGGAAACAUUUUGCCAAAACCAGUAAGAGAAGCACCAUUGACCGACGGCGUUCCAGAAAUGGACAUAUCAGAGCUGGCAUCAACUGACGACCUAUUUGCUGAGUUCAAAGGGCCUGUUGGACUGUCUUCAGCAAGGUCGUCAGCCAAUAUGGAAGCUGUGCUCUUUGUAGACUCUAGUUGCCUUUCUAAUCCAGAAUGUGAGGCACUUCUGAAUUACUGGAGAAACACCAAAAACCAAUAUUCCGGAAUUCGACAAGCGUACGUCGUCUGCGACGAGCAGCCUCAGACAUGUGUCCGAGCUAGAAUAUCUGUCCAAGGUCAGCCCCAACUGGUCACGUACUUAGGAGACGGAAGACAAAGAGCUGAGAAAGAAAGAAGAUACGUGCAGUCCAUUGCUGAACUGAAGAGCUCGUUGUUGGAGAUAUCGGAUGUGUAUUAGUGAAUAAAUAUGCAUUAAUUGCAUUUACGUAGGUUACAAAUAAAAGGGGUCUGCAUUUAUUUGUGGU
Acanthoscelides obtectus is the source of this 4335-nucleotide messenger RNA. NCBI's taxonomy places the organism in Eukaryota, Metazoa, Arthropoda, Insecta, Coleoptera, Chrysomelidae. The record is from the annotation of a GenBank genome assembly.